AAACUAUCUUAUAUCAACAAAAUGAAAAUUUCAAACCUAAAUUCUUAUGAUUAUCUGCCGUCAUCCCAAUCUGUCAUUAAAGGGAUUGAAAACUUCACAGACAUCACUGGGUGGGCAUUACCAAAAAGAAAAGUGUUCAGAUAUUCUUCAAAGCAGAAAACAUUGUUAAUGCAGAUGUUUAUGUCUGGAGAAGAACAAGGGAAAAAAAUGAGCCCAGAGCAGGUUCACCAGCAGCUGAGGACAAAGUUAAAGCCAAGUGAAUAUGUGACAACUCAACAAAUUCGAUCAUUAUUCUCUAGAUGGAGUAAACAAAAAAGAGAAGGAAAGCUAGUUACCAUUUUUUGUGAAGAUGCUAAUCUAACUGAUGACAUGAUUGAUCUGACUGAUGAUGCGAGACAUACAAGUCAAAAUAAAGAUGAUGAUUUAAACAACGAUAUUCAGCUCAUAGCAAAGGAGUUAGCAGCUGAUUUUCAAAUUGGUGAUUGGGUUGCUAUUGAAUAUAAUAUGCAGUGGUAUCCUGCAAUAAUUCAAAGUGUCAAUCGUGACAAUGUUCAUGUUUCUUGUAUGGAAUAUUCUACUACACCUGGAAAAAACUGUUUCAAGUGGCCAACCAAGGAAAAUAUUCUCCAAUAUUUAUAUCUUGACAUUAUUUGUAGGAUUGAUGCACCAACACCAACUAAUCAAAGAGGGGACUAUUCUCUCUCAAUAGACGAUAUGUAUAACAUAGAAAUUCAGAUUGACAGAUAAACUUCUUUAAAACUUUAUUUGGUUUGCUUUCUUAAACAAGUUGUAUUUGAAAAAACGUUUAUCCGAAAUUUACAUAAUUGUUUUAACAAUGAUAUAAACACUUCAAAGUGUGUGAUGUUUGGAUCUUUUUCUCAUUAAAGAAGCUUAGAAAAUAAC
Messenger RNA from Hydra vulgaris (swiftwater hydra), 903 nucleotides. The record is from RefSeq and is a predicted model, not a curated record. Lineage: Eukaryota; Metazoa; Cnidaria; Hydrozoa; Anthoathecata; Hydridae.